Gaeumannomyces tritici R3-111a-1 is the source of this 2042-nucleotide messenger RNA. RefSeq lists its product as hypothetical. Lineage: Eukaryota; Fungi; Ascomycota; Sordariomycetes; Magnaporthales; Magnaporthaceae. The coding region runs from base 442 to 1830 and encodes 462 amino acids. The record is from RefSeq and is a predicted model, not a curated record. The transcript is spliced from 2 exons.
CCAGUCCCCUCCACCCAUCUCUCCUUCUGCAUGCAUCCUUCCUUCGGCUUUUUGUCCCGCUAUUCUUUUUCCCCGUCAUCUCCCUCGCUACCGCGAGCGUGGCCGUCGACGUUCAUCUCGACCCUCCAAAGCCUUUUCGGCUUGAAGUGACGAACUCAUCACCAAAGCGCGGGGGUUUUUUUCCCCUUCGUUCAUCAUCUGGCCCGACAUCCAACACUUGCUGCCUGACGCCAGACAAUAGCUCGGGCGAGCCCGUUUGCGAGGGACCGUUUGGGCGGAACCGCUUGUCCGGACGGCACCGGACAUUAGAGGCAGGGAAUAUCGAUCGCUUCUCGCCCAGGUGUCGCCGACUCGACCAUACCGCACCCGAACCCCAUUGCUAUGACGCUCUGACGUCUUCGACAACAACCAGCACUCAGAACCACAGCCGGGAGACAGACCAUGAUGCGAUUGUGCUCGUUGGGGUUGGCCCUCCUCGGAGCAGGCUUGAUCGCCACCGCCCAGGCCGAGUCCUUCCUCUUCACAGAACCGAAUAGCAACAUCCCUAUUCAAGACAAACUCUACCGCACCGACUCUAGGGGGUUGGAGUUCAAGUACAGCUACACACGGCAAAACCCAUCGAGGGUUGGCCAUGCGAAAAAGGUGACCAUAACUAUUCACCGAGGGGAACCCACUGUUCCGCUUGCCCAGGUCAGCCUAGUAUACCCCGACGUCAAAUACAACGGGCCGAUUUUUUCACCGAUGCAAGGGCGCCCGCCGAUGAGUGGGACCGAAUUUUCCGGGCCGAUUUUGUCAGAGCCGCCAGACGGCUUGCCGGUGGAUGGGAUCUACAGAAUGAAGUUGAAAGAACUAUCCUGGGACCCUGAGGCCCGAAAUGUGUCUGGCACCGUAACUAUCAUUGACGCGGCCAAACUUGCCACGAGCCUCUCUCGCAGCAUAGAGCAGACUCCACCUGAGCUAUUUUUCGACCUCAGCUUGGAGGUUCCCAGCACCAACUCUCCGGAGCUAGAUACGACAGGAAAGAUUAAAACGCGGCAGAAUAGCAACGCGGCAAGGUUUGGCCUGGCCAACGAGGCUUUGAGCCAAAACAAUGAUGCUUUUGAGAAGCAACAGGGUCUAUUCUUCUCCAAUGGGGGCGGCGGGGGUACGGGUGUCGACCCUUCAAAACCCACCACGUCUGCAACAACAGGAGGUGCUCUGCCGAAUGGCACAGCUUCGCUGUCAGCCGAUAGCGGCAUUUCCACCGGCGCGAUCGCAGGGAUAGCUGUUGGCGCUGUCCUUGGCGCCCUGCUGAUUGGGACUGCUCUGGUAUGGUUCUUUGUGCGUCGCCGGCGUCAGAACAAGGCAGGGAAGGCAGGCCUCGGCUACAACGGCGGGUCCACAAGGUCGGGAGAUCUCGUGGCGGAGAAGGAGGCCAACGCCAUCGUCGCCGAGAGCCCGCGGUCGCCCUACUCGGAAGACAGGACCCACCGCGACAGCACCCUGGCCGCGGGCGCGGGGGAGACGGCGGGCGACUACCAGCCCUACAGCGACAACCCGACGGCGACGGCCAACGCUCCCCCGCCGGUCAUCGCCGCGCCCGUCGCCCGGGCCGCCUCGGCCAACUCGAGGUCCACCGCCGACCGCUCCUCCGCCGCCUUCCCGGCGUCCGCGCCACCCCCCGCCAUCGGCGAGGAUGGGCUCCCGCCGCGCUCCGACACGGGCAUGUCUGGGCGGUACGCGCAUCUCAUCGAGGACAACAUGACGGCCGACGAGAUUGCCCGCCUCGAGGAGGAGGAGCGCCAGCUGGACGUUGCCAUCGAGCAGGCGCGCGGAGUGACAACAAAAUAGUUGCGUCUUUUCCCCGCUCAGCCAAGGUCAAAGCCUUCAUCCUUUCUUGUUCAUUUUCUUCUCCUUCUUCUUGGGCUGUAUAUGGAGAAAGGAGUUUGUAUUGUAUUUAAUGAAGCCUGGUUCUGGCCCUGACUGUUUGUGGGGUUGUUUUGUGGCUCAUAGCGCUUCAACCGUUCGUUUCCUCGCCGGGACUCAAGGGAAUACAUUGUGUU